Molecule: messenger RNA, 1191 nt
Organism: Scheffersomyces amazonensis
Lineage: Eukaryota; Fungi; Ascomycota; Pichiomycetes; Serinales; Debaryomycetaceae
Product: aldo/keto reductase
Exons: 1
Coding region: 267-1166 (299 amino acids)
Cellular component (GO): cytosol
Molecular function (GO): oxidoreductase activity, acting on NAD(P)H as acceptor; aldose reductase (NADPH) activity
Source: RefSeq, a predicted model, not a curated record
ACAUCUACUUUUACACAUCAAAUCAUAUAUAUCUUCAAUUGAUCAUAAAUUGUUUGAUGUGGAGAUAACUUUUCACUCCACAUAUUUUUGCGGCUCGCUCCCCCACGCUCGGUUUUAAUUCUCCGGAUGUACCACAGUUUUAUUUUUCAGAACUAUAUAAGGAUCACGAUUAAUAAGCUAAUUAAUUUUCAUAAUUGUUCUUUAUCUUUGAGCUCAAUUGAUUGGGAAUCUAUAAAUUAUAUAUAAAGAAACGACAGACAUUAACAAUGUCUUUACAUGGUAAAGUUUUUAAAUUAGCCAAUGAGCAUACCAUUCCAGCUGUCGGAUAUGGUACCGGAACUAAAUGGUAUAAAGCCGGUGUCAAUGAACUUGACACUAAUUUAGUUAAUACUUUAGUUAAAGCAAUUGACUUAGGUUUCACUCAUAUUGAUGGUGCUGAAGUUUAUAAUACCAAUGAAGAAAUUGGUGAAGCCAUUAUAAAAUCAAAAGUUAAAAGAGAUAAUAUCUUUGUUACUUCCAAAUACUGGCCAGGUGUUGAUGAACCAAAUAAGCAAACUCCUUAUGAUUCAUUAAAGGCAUCUUUAUCCAAAUUAAAAUUGGAAUAUGUUGAUUUGUAUUUGAUUCAUACUCCUUUUAUCACUAAAGAAAAGAAUGGAUUUGAUUUGGUUGAAGCUUGGAAUUCAAUUGAAAAAUUAGUUGACGAAGGUUUAGUUAAGAGCGCUGGUGUCUCUAACUUUACUGUCGAAAACAUUGAAACUAUUUUGAAAUCUAACCCAAAGCACAAACCAGUUGUCAAUCAAAUUGAGUACUCAGCCUACUUACAAAAUCAAACUCCAAACAUUGUCAAGUUUGCUAAGGAAAAUGGUAUUUUAAUUGAAGCUUACGGUCCAUUGGGUCCACUUACUAAGGCUAAAGGUGGUCCAUUAGAUUCAGUAUUGGAAAGUUUAGCUAAAAAGUACAACAAAACUGAUUCACAAAUUUUAUUGAGAUGGGUUUUGGAAACUGGUGUAUUACCAGUUACUACUUCAAGUAAGGAGGAAAGAAUCAAAUCCUACUUAGAUAUCCUCAACUUUGAAUUAACAUCUGAUGAAGUUAAACAAAUCUCCGAGGUUGGAAGUACUAAAACUUACAGACAAUUCUUCUCCAACUACUCAAUUUAUGAUUAGGUGAUUUUUCUCAAAUAGCUAUGUU